Messenger RNA from Halteromyces radiatus, 974 nucleotides. RefSeq lists its product as uncharacterized. Gene Ontology annotation, biological process: cytoskeleton organization. Gene Ontology annotation, cellular component: cytoplasm; cell division site; plasma membrane. Lineage: Eukaryota; Fungi; Mucoromycota; Mucoromycetes; Mucorales; Cunninghamellaceae. The coding region runs from base 187 to 891 and encodes 234 amino acids. The record is from RefSeq and is a predicted model, not a curated record. The transcript is spliced from 6 exons.
UUUUUUUUUCUCUUUUCAAUCGACGACGCCAAGCAAAACUCAAAUACUUCUUUUAAUAUCAAUAAUCUUGGAUCAUUAUCAAUCUUUUCUUGUUUCUUCUUCUUCUUCAUUUUAUUCUACGAAACAUUUUUUUUGUACGAUCAAUUUAUCUUUUAGACUACACUGGAAUAUUACAACAAUAAUAUCAUGGCCUCUAGGGUAGAAACCAUGACACCUCGUUUUGCUGAUGCUUUCUGGGACGAACAUCAUUAUGGAGUUAGUGCUAUAGAUCAAAGACUUAUCAAUGCAAAACAAACUUGUGAAGAGAUCAAAAAACUUUAUGAAAUCAGAUCACAAAUGGAAGGUGAUUAUGGUGAUCAACUUUUGAAAUUAUCUCAACUUAUAGUAGGUCAGGAUGAGGAUGGUACUUUAGCUGAAUCUUUAUCACAUAUUCCAAGUGCACUUGAAACUACAGCUAGAGCUCAUAUGGAUUUAGCUCAGCAGCUUCAACAUCAUCUACAAUCUCCUCUUGACAACUUUAUUAAAGAACAAAGUGAUUUAUAUACUGGAAAACAAAAACAUAUUCAAGAUAUCAUUAAGACAAGAACUGAAGCUCAUGAACGUAUGAUUCAGUUGAAAGGUGCUUAUACAAGUGAAUGUGUCAAACUUGGUGAAAUCUAUCGCUAUUUAGAAGAAUCUACAAUAUCAGCUGAUGAUCGAACACAGGCUGAAAAGGAUCGUGAUGCUUGCAUAAAGAAUAUCGAUGUGGCAGAACAAGAAUACAGACAAUCUAUCGACAAUUAUAACAAUAACACCAUGAUUUGGAUGGAUGAAUGGAGAGCUACAUGUGACACUUAUCAACAAUUGGAAGAAAAACGUAUUCGAUUUGUACGAAGUAGUUUAUGGGCGUAAGUGUAUAUACAUGCAAAUAUUAUUCCAAACCGAUGACUUAUUCUUUUUUUUUUUUUUUAGAUUCGCCAAUAUGAUGUCUAGUG